GAUUAAUACCUGACAUUGUCUUCAAUCCUCACGGUUUUCCAUCACGUAUGACAAUCGCCAUGAUGAUUGAAGUGAUGGCCGGCAAAUCUGCGGCUCUUCACGGUCUGGUUCAUGAUGCGUCCCCCUUCAAGUUCUCUGAAGAGGACACUGCUAUCGAUUACUUUGGAAGACUGUUAGAGAUUGGUGGUUACAAUUAUUAUGGCACAGAGACCAUGUAUUCCGGCAUUGAUGGGCGGGAGAUGACGUCCCAGAUUUUUUUUGGAAUUGUUCACUAUCAAAGACUCAGGCACAUGGUGUCCGAUAAAUGGCAGGUACGUACAACAGGACCUAUAGACGUGGCAACGAGACAACCUGUGGGAGGAAGAAGGAGGGGCGGAGGAGUACGUUUUGGCGAGAUGGAACGUGAUUCCCUUAUCAGUCAUGGAGCUUCGUUCCUUCUGCAAGACAGGCUGUUCCACUGCUCUGACAAAUCGUUUUAUAUUGAAUAA
This is a messenger RNA of Agrilus planipennis (emerald ash borer), 488 nucleotides long. Its product is annotated as DNA-directed RNA polymerase I subunit RPA2-like. The transcript is spliced from 4 exons. NCBI's taxonomy places the organism in Eukaryota, Metazoa, Arthropoda, Insecta, Coleoptera, Buprestidae. Gene Ontology annotation, biological process: DNA-templated transcription. The record is from RefSeq and is a predicted model, not a curated record. The annotation marks the transcript as partial. Gene Ontology annotation, cellular component: RNA polymerase I complex. Gene Ontology annotation, molecular function: DNA-directed RNA polymerase activity; ribonucleoside binding; DNA binding.